Sciurus carolinensis (gray squirrel) is the source of this 1346-nucleotide messenger RNA. It is a transcript of the gene Mrpl45, whose product is annotated as mitochondrial ribosomal protein L45. Gene Ontology annotation, cellular component: mitochondrion. NCBI's taxonomy places the organism in Eukaryota, Metazoa, Chordata, Mammalia, Rodentia, Sciuridae. The record is from RefSeq and is a predicted model, not a curated record. The coding region runs from base 67 to 987 and encodes 306 amino acids. The transcript is spliced from 8 exons.
CGCCUUCUCUCCUAUCUCACACUUUUCUCGCUGAGCCCGCAUCCCGGCUGCCUUUGCGUGAACAAAAUGGCAGCUCCCAUGCCUCGGGGGUUGUCUUGCUUAUCCAAAGCUUUGGGAUGGUGGUCUCGGCAGUCAGUCCUGGUGACUCAGUCUACAACUGUAGUUCCAGUAAGAACUAAAAAACGUUUCACACCCCCUACUUAUGAACCCAAAUACAAAACGGAGAAGGAGUUUCUAGAACAUGCCCGGAAAGCAGGAUUGGUUAUUCCCCCAGAACGUUUGGAACGUCCCAUACAUCUGGCCUGUACAGCUGGUAUCUUUGAUGCUUAUGUUCCUCCUGAGGGUGAUGCUCGAAUGUCAUCUCUUUCAAAGGAAGGACUGAAGCAGAGAACUGAGCGAUUGAAGAAAAAUGCAGCCUCACAAUUGUCAAUCCGGAAGAUAAAAGAAUUUGAUGCUAAUUUUAAAACAAAGGACUUCCCUGAAAAAGCUAAGGAUAUUUUCAUUGAAGCUCACCUUUGUCUAAACAACUCAGACCAUGACCGGCUUCAUACCUUGGUAACUGAACACUGUUUUCCGGACAUGGUCUGGGACACCAAGUAUAAGACUAUCCGCUGGUGCUUCGUAGAAUCUUUGGAGCCAGCCCAGGUGGUGCAAGUUCGCUGCUCAAGUAUGGUGAACCAGAGCAACGUGUAUGGCCAGGUCACUGUACGCAUGCACACGCGACAGACUCUAGCGAUUUAUGAUCGGUUUGGGCGAUUGAUGUAUGGACAAGAAGAUGUGCCUAAGGAUGUCUUGGAGUAUAUUGUGUUUGAAAAACACCUGGUGAACCCCUAUGGGAGCUGGAGAAUGCAUGGCAAGAUCGUUCCUCCAUGGGCGCCCCCUAAGCAGCCCAUCCUUAAGACGGUGAUGAUUCCUGGUCCCCAGAUGGAACCAUGGGAAAACUGUGAAGAGGCACAAGGAGAGGCCCUUAAGUCUCAGCUAGCCUAAUGGCAAUUUAGGCUUGGAAGUUGUGAAGUCAUCCAUCCAACUCCAUCAGACCACCUGUUUCCUCUUGCCCGACUUGGAUGUUUUCAGCAGACUCACUCUCACAACCAUGUCUGAUGGCUGGGCCCAGGUGGUUGGCCAGUAUGCACAACCGUGGACCCUUUUCUUUUUAAAAACAGAUGUCUAGCUUCUGAGGCUAGAUGAAAGGCAGUAUGUUUCAGUGAACAAACAUCUGAUACAUUUUUUUUUUCACAGCAGAGACUGUGGGAGCAAACAGGCAACACUCUUUUGUAAUCACUGGGCAGGGAUCAGAGUUUGAAAUAAAAUGCUAGCAAAGUGUUGGACAAAUUUUGGUGUUGUGC